UUCUCUCUCUCUCUGAGACCUAAAAAUGUGUCCAGCUGGAAUUUCAAACUAGUCAGGGAUUCUCGAAGUACUACGGAACUAUAAUUAAGUGACCAAUUUGAACAAAUAAUUACAAUUAUGCUCUCUUUUUUUUAGUCAUUCAAAAUCACAGCUUGACAAUAAUAAUCUUGUGUAGAAGAACACACUGAUGUGUUGUAUGUGGUAUAUGUAGGGCCUGUAGUGGAUGUAUGUCCUCUUACAGCUUUUCUGUUUGUAUAGAAAUCAGUAAAUCUACUCAAUAUCUUUCCAGAGCAUCUUCCACGACGUCAUCUUCCACACAGAGUUGACAGCCCCCUGCAACACAUUAGUUGACGAUGCGCCUUCAGCGUGUCGAGGCGCGCUCGUCUCUUAAUAAAACGACGCAGGGAACAACUAUGAGCGCCGUGCAACCUUGACGAGAUACCUUUACGAACACUUCAGUGCACUUUGUAUCCACCUGAGAAGGGAAGAGGGCGCGUCUUCCGCGUGGGUGGGGACGCGACGUUGUCCGGGAACUUGUUUUUGGUCAAGUUUACGCAUGCGGGAGCGACGAGCUGGGCCGCGACGUCAAUCUCCACGCCGUGCGAUGCAAUGUGGAACACCACGCGUGAUGGCAAGGCGAACAGGGCGCCGCUCGCACUGCUCCGUUGGUGCGUUUGCUUGGAACGUGCGUGCGUAAAAAAAAGACUUUUCUGCUUCCAGGGGAUUUCCUGAUUGGUUGAUUUGGCGGCUGUAGCAAUCAGGAAGGCAGAAGCUAUCUCCCAAAACAUGAAGAAGACUAAGGACCAAGAAUUAUGGAACAAGUCUUGACUGGAUCAUGUAACUGGUGACUGGCUUCACGCAGACUCCCCCGGAGAUAGCAGCCUGACAACAAGCCGAUCUGUGUGUCUGUCGUCAUCAUCUUACCGCACACAGCGCGCCGCCUCGCCUUAUUGAAACGGAGAAGCCCAUUAAAGCGGUUGAUAGAUACGAAGGUUCGUUGUCGAGGUGGUGUUGUCUGCCGGCUGCAGCUUGGAGAUGAGAUAAGAAGAGUGGCAAGAAGAGGAACAAAAGUGGCCAUCUGACAGAAACUGAAUACAAAUGAGGAUCCAUCGCUCCUGCUGCAAUGCAAGCGGGGCCGGAUCGAUAUUAGAAAACUGAAAUGGACAAAUAAGUCGGCUUCGAUUACAGGACCAUUAGCUGGGAACCCAAAAUGAUGGGAUGUUAGCUUCGAGUUGAUAUGAAAAGCAAGGCGGGGGGAUUGAACCCUGCACUCUUGGGUGUGUGUGCAAUGAGGCUCCUAUAAAGCUAUAGAGGAUCAUAAGCAAGAUGGAGGUGUACAACAGCUCCCUGGAGUACUUCACCAGCAACGUCACCGAGAUUCCCGGUCCGACUACUGUAACUCGCUACUGGAGCGAGGCCUCGGUUUUGGGCUUCCAGAUCUCCCUGUCCGUGCUCCUGGGUGUGGUGACCUUCGCCACGGUGCUGUCCAACGCCUUCGUCAUCGCCACCAUCUUCUUGACCAGGAAGCUGCACACCCCCGCCAACUUCCUGAUUGGCUCGCUGGCCGUCACCGACCUCCUGGUGUCCAUCCUGGUGAUGCCAAUCAGCAUAGUGUACACGGUCAGCAAGACCUGGUCGCUGGGGCAAAUCGUGUGCGACAUCUGGCUGUCGUCUGACAUCACCUUUUGCACGGCGUCCAUCCUCCACCUGUGCGUCAUCGCCCUGGACCGCUACUGGGCAAUCACGGAUGCGCUGGAGUACUCCAAACGCCGCACCAUGCGCCGAGCCGGGAUCAUGGUCGGAGUAGUGUGGGUGAUCGCCAUAUCGAUUUCCAUGCCUCCGCUCUUCUGGCGGCAGGCCAAAGCCCACGAGGAGCUUACGGAGUGCUUGGUGAAUACAGAUCAGAUCUCGUACACGCUCUACUCCACCUUCGGGGCGUUCUAUGUUCCCACAGUGCUUCUCGUCAUCCUUUAUGGACGGAUUUACAUCGCGGCGCGCUCCCGCAUCUUUAAGUUGCCGACGUCAUCCGGGAAGCGCUUCACGACGGCACAGCUCAUCCAGACCUCGGCGGGCUCGUCCCUGUGUUCUCUUAAUUCCUCGUCCAACCAGGAAGGGCACCUCCAGGAAGGGCAUGUCCACUCGGGAACAGGGAGCUCGCCUCUGUUCACGAACAGCGUGAAGGUGAAGCUGGCCGACAACGUACUGGAAAGGAAGCGACUGUGCGCGGCGCGUGAGAGGAAAGCGACCAAGACGCUGGGCAUUAUCCUGGGUGCUUUCAUCGUGUGCUGGUUGCCCUUCUUCGUGGGCACGCUGGUUACGGCCAUUUGCAAAGAGUGCUGGUUUCACCCGGUGCUCUUUGAUGUCUUCACCUGGCUGGGAUACCUCAACUCGCUCAUCAACCCAGUGAUCUACACUGUGUUCAAUGACGAGUUCAAGCAGGCCUUCCAGAAACUCAUGAAGUUCAGACGCUUCUCUUGAAGACAAAAAAAGCUCUCGGAAAAUAGUAUGAUUAAGUAUAAUUAAUGUAAUGUAAAUUUUCCAUCUCGUAAACAUAUGAACAUAUGGUAGAUGUAUUUAUUUUUUACAUGCAGUUGCUCAGUGCCACGCUUCGCCAGAUAACAGAAAAGACUUGCAUGCGGAAAAGUAAGAACUAUAGCACUCAUGUAGAAAACAUGAGGAAGAACGACAAGUCAUCAGAAUCAGAAUCAGAAUCAGAAUCAUCUUUAUUUGCCAAGUAUGUCCAAAACACACAAGGAAUUUGUCUCUCAUUCAGCAGGAUGUGCGCUCACUGGCCACAACAUUAGGUACACCUGGUCAAACACCCGUCCCCACUCGCAUCAGCGGUUAUCCUGCAAUCAGCAGUUAUCCUGCAAUCCGGUAACUUGCUUCUGCAUUCGGCAAAACAGGUCGAAACACUUCCUCCUCCCCCAGGUGAAUGGUGAAUGGGACUGUGACGAAGAACCUGUAGGAACUUUAAACGUCUGCAGUGCAUGUCACCACAAAGCCACCAAAAUUUUAAAUAUCCCAUUUAGGCUUCAUUUAUGUUUACAUAUAUCAUAGUUGUAUAAAUAAAUGAUAUACCAUAAUUUAUUGUAUAUAAUGUGCACCCAUGUAUAAUACGCACCCCCAAAGUUGACCUCAAAAUUCUGGAAAACCUUUCUACCUAGGUAUAAUGCAUUUUUUUCAAUGCAUGAUUUUGCUUCUACCCAUAUGAUCAAAACAUGAAGUAUUAUCUGUAUUUUGUUUUUUUUUCAAAGAAUUAUUCUGAAGUUAAGCACUUUAUUUGAAUACGUAAUCCUUUUAAUAAAAAUUAACUUAUUCUUAUUUUGAAAUUCACAGCCCUACUUUUAUUUAGUAAAUUAGAAAACACACAGUUGUGCUCUUAUGUUUGAUUACCCAAGCAGAAUUUGUAAGAUGGGUUCAAUUCUUUAAAGAAAAUAUGAAAGACCAGGCGCAAUUUUUAUUUCAAUGGGAUUCAAAUUAAAUGGUCAAGCAUUUCAGAAAAGCAUUAUCAUUAAACAAAACAUAACCAUAAAGAAAGUAAUGAUGGUUGUUGUUCAGUCAUCAGUCAUAUUUAAAAAAAAAAAAAAAAAAAAAAAGCGGCAUUUCACAAAUUCUGCUAGGGUAUGUAAACUUAUGAGCACAACUAUACAUAUAUGCAGUCAUACGUACCUCUGUUAUAUUGUAAUGAAAGUGUAGGCUACAUGUUUUUUUACAACCACUAGGUGGCAGUGGCAUUUUGGAAUGAAAGUGUAGAGCUUUUUCAUAACCACUAGAUGGUAGCAUACAUUUAUGUGAAAGUUUUUUUUCCAUUUUCCCCUAUACCCAUGUAUAAUGCGCACUAUUGACUUUUGACAUUUCUUUUUUUUUUUUGGGGGAAUGCGGAUUAUACACGAGAAAUUACGGUACAUGUAUUUUAACUUUUGUCCAAAGACACCAGCCAUAAAGAAAAAAAUUUAGCAAGUUGGGCUUCAAACUAUCAUGUCAUCAACCCAUAGUCAUGGUCUUUAGCGCAGAAUACAGAGGAAGUCCACAAACAUGUUUCUGGAUUUGGUCACAUGACUUUCUGCGGCUAGCGGAUGGUGAGUGACUUAUAUUUAUUUGGCCUAUUUUUCCUACUGAAGUGUACAGUUAGCUAGCUAACUAUGCUGAUGAGUGUGAUUGUAGUUUUCAAUGGUGUGCAAAUGCACUCCGUCAUACAUUCUGAGAGAUGUUUCUAAUAUUUUGGUUACUUUAUUCCAAGAGCAAACAAUAUUACAUUUUUAAGCAAUGCAUCUCACAAACAAGUGUACCUAAUGAAGUGGCCGGUGAGCAGAGCUCUUGACUGGAUGCAAUCCAGUUUUGGAAAGCCAUCAAGUGUACUGUAUGUUGCUGCUCCGUUAUGUUUUCUCUGGUACAGUAAAGUACUUACCCUAAAAGGUUCAGUAAA
Phyllopteryx taeniolatus (common seadragon) is the source of this 4429-nucleotide messenger RNA. It is a transcript of the gene htr1d, whose product is annotated as 5-hydroxytryptamine (serotonin) receptor 1D, G protein-coupled. The transcript has 2 exons. The record is from RefSeq and is a predicted model, not a curated record. The coding region runs from base 1327 to 2478 and encodes 383 amino acids. NCBI's taxonomy places the organism in Eukaryota, Metazoa, Chordata, Actinopteri, Syngnathiformes, Syngnathidae. Gene Ontology annotation, biological process: vasoconstriction; regulation of behavior; regulation of locomotion. Gene Ontology annotation, cellular component: plasma membrane. Gene Ontology annotation, molecular function: G protein-coupled serotonin receptor activity.